CAAUUUCCCCUAUUGUGGCUAGCUUCACAUAGGUGCUAGCUAGCACUAUCACCUUCAAACUACUUAGCACGUUCACAUACUUGCCAUUGUAUAAAGAAAGAGACAACCAUGGCGAAUUGUGACUAUUUACAAACUCAGCUAACCUCUGUUUUGAACUCGCUUGUUAAAAUUGCGGUCGUGGAACUACUGCGAAUUGUGGAGGAUAGCGCCGUUGAACUUCGUCUGGAGGUGUCCAAGAGUAAAUUUGAGAACGAAGCACUGAAAAUUGAGAACGAGUCUAACAAAAACAAGUUACAGAGUUUGGAAGCAGAACUGUGGACAGCGGGAAAUCGACCAUGUUCCAUGUGUUAUCGUUGUGUUGGAACUCCAGCUCGCGGUAAAGGUGGAUGCGUCAGCCCCAAAAGAGAUAGAGAUGCUGCUGGUCUUCCUAAUUCUUCAGAUGAGGACAAUGCAUCAUCAUGGCUGCAACAAUCUGCUCAUACCAUGGACGAGACUACAGCAGCCAUGGAGAGGGAUGGGAUUCAAAUCGUUGUCAUUAAGAACGAAGCGGGGCAUGAAGGCACACAUCGGAAGAAGGACCCACAGACUGGAAUUUCAACAGAAGGUGAGCAGGCGUGUCCCAAAGUGGACAUGGUGUAUGGCAAGGAGUGGAGCCAAAGCCUGUGGCGAGACAGAGAUGCUGUCAAGGAGGACUCUGCAGGACCAUCGGUGACCCAUCGACAGGUCAAGACUGUUUCGGCUCAGAAAAGGCGGAGUGUUUGUGUAAAGAAGUCCGUCAUAGAAGAUGAACCUGCUGACUCAUCAGAUGCUGGUACUCAGCACCAGAACACCACUGAAUCCUGUGAUGUGGAGAAAAGUUGUGCAUUUGGAAGUUUUGAACCAGAAAGUUGUUUGAACUUUGAAGAAAACCACUUCUUGACUUCACCAGUCAACAUCAUGGUCCCGAAAUGUGUGAAGCUACCAGGUGCAGCAGCUGUCAUGGACACCCAAUUAGACAAGUCCAUGGACUUUGACAACAUGAACAACUCUGGAAGAAAGAAGAGAGGGAGAAAAAAUGGCCCUUGUAAAGGCAAUGUAAAUUACUGUUUUGUAUGUGGAGAGCCCCAAUCGAAGAUCUCCCGCCACUUGAAACAGCACGAGAAGGAAAAUGCUGAAAUUGCUUAUGUCUUAAGUCUUGACAUAGCUUCAAGACAGAGGAAAGUGUUGCUGGAGAAACUGAGGAACAAGGGAAAUUUCCAACACAACACUAAUGUCGUAAAUAAGGGAUCCGGGUGUCUCAAAGUAAAAAGGAAACCCAAACCGAAUAGUGGCGCGAAGAGAUUUGAACCUUGUCUUUACUGUAAAGGUAUGUUCAUUUGGCAAGAUGUGCGGAGGCACAUGGGAAGAUGCCCUUGUAGACCUGAGGGGGGAGAUAAAAACCAAGAGCAUCAUUAUGGCAAGAAGCAGUACUUACAGAGCUGCUACACUGGACGAGUGAGCAGCAUGUUAAAUAAAAUUGAUGUGCAGCUCACACCUGACGGGGGGAUUAACUAGCACUUGUAUUUUUGCCUCGCCACGCUGUCUUUGCCCUCGUUUGGGUGCUAGCAAGCAUGCUAGGCAUCAACAGCCAAUCCAUUAGGGUCUAGAAGCUAUAGUGAGAAUAAAUUGGUCAAUAGUGCUGCGUAAUCAAUCAAAUGUAUUUAUUAAGCCCUUUUUAUACAUCAGCAGGUGUCAAAGUGCUAUACAGAAGCCCUACCCAAAACCCCAGAUAGCAAGCAAUGCAGAAGUACGGUGGCUAGGAAAAACUCCCUAGAAAGGCAGGAACCUAGGAAGAAACCAGACUCUGAGGGGUGGCCAGUCCUCUUGUCUGUGCCGGGUGGCGAUUAUUAAGGCCAGAUUGUUCUCCAAAAUGUUCAAACGUUCAUAGAUGACCAGCAGGGUCAGAUAAUAAUCACAGUGGUUGUAGAGGGUGCAACAGGUCAGUGUAUUAAGAGUAAAUGUCACGACUUUUCAUAGCUGGACAUUCAGAGGUCGAAAUAGAAGGUGCGGUAGAGAGAGGGAGAGUUGAAAACAGGAGGUCUGGGACAAGGUAGCAAAUCCGUUGAACAGGUCAGGGUUUCAACCACCAACUUACCAUCCUGAGACAAGGUCGAGUAUAGCCCACAAAGAUCUCCACCGCCCGAGGAGACGACAAACCGGACAGGAAGAUCACGUCAGUGACUCAACCCACUUAGGGACGGCAGGGAAGAGCACUAAAAAGCCAGUGACUCAGCCCCCGUAAUAGGGUCAGAGAACCUAAUGGAGAGGGGAACGGGCCAGACUACACUCAAUCAUAGGACCUACUGAAGAGAUGAGUUUUCAAUAAAAACAAAGGUCGAGACCGGGUCUGCGUCUCUCACGUGGAUAGGUAGACCAUUCCAUAAAAAUGUAUCUCAAUAGGAGAAAGCCCUGCCUCCAGCUGUUUGCUUAGAAAUUCUAAGGACAAUAAAGGCCUGCGUCUUGUGACCGUAGCAUAUGUAGGUAUGUACGGCAGGACCAAACCUUGAAAUCAGCCUUCGAAUACUCAGGCUAAGAGUUUUUGCAUAAAGUUAAUCUUUCCCCAACUAAGGUCCCGCUCUUUUCACGCUCACAUUGCCCAACGCUCCCUGCCCAAUUUCAAUUCUCUUCCACUCAAAAUGAAUGGCUUUCCGUAGUUUAAUCGUCCACAUCGUCUUUAGUUAAAAGGUACCGUGAGAGUGUUUGAUAAAGUGGCUCAAGCUUUCUCCAGGAUACAUUCUGUAGCAGCUAAAUGCCUACAAUGACGGUCUACUUUCGUUACACCAACGCUACGCCCCCAGUAUAGCAGCUCUGUUAGGGGCUGAACUCAAAUCGCUAAACUCAUAAACCAGGUUGGAACCAUAAUGUGUAAUACUCUAUAAAUUACCCCAACAGUGUUCAGAGUGGGCUGUCAGAUUUUGUUGUUCUGUUCUUUUAAAGAAUUUCCUGAUUUAGCCUCGGUUUAAAUUCUCCUCUUUAGGAAAUGCGACAGAAUGAGAUUUGGGUUUCGGGGGCGUGCUUUGGUGUGUUUUGUUUGUGUGUGUUUUGAGAAGCGUUUGUACUUCCACCCUGCCAAAACAUUAGUCACUCACCUUUCUAGAUAACGUGAAACCGUGUUGCCUUGAAGUAGCUUAGACUAGCUAGCCAGCUUUCCAACUUCUUUCGCCAAUUAGCUUCAGCCGACAGGUGUGCGACCGUGGCAGUUGGUUUGAAUUUAUUUGGUUAGCCUACCUGUGAGGCUAGCAGGAGUUAAAGUUCCUAGUCACUGCUGGUUUGGAGAUGACAUAGCCUAAUACAGACAGAAGCAUGUCUGUUCUACAAAAUGUAUUCCCAAAUAAAUGUAUUCUCUAAUAUUUAAUUUUCUCUGUUACGCUGUGUGCACUGAACUGACAUGCAUGAUUGUUGAUGACACUGAUGUUCAGAUGAAGCGAAUUAAAUAGUCUAUAAUGUGCACCAAAACAGCGCUUAACUCAAACAGCGGUGUGUAGCCUACCGUAGCUGGUAAUUCAAAGCUUAUACUUUAUCACUCAGUAUGUAACUUUCCAGUGCUACUAUUUUUGCCAUGUAAUGUUAUUAAAAUUUAGACAGCCCAAUAGUAGAAUAGUUUACCUAGUUAGCUUGUGUGUUCUGUUUGCAAGAUAAAUAUUCCACUCGAGCACAGUAGGUUGGUGGCACCUUAAUUGGGGAGGAUGGGCUCGUAGUAAAGGCUGGAGCGGAAUAGGUGGAGUGGUAUCAAAUACAGCAAACAUAUGGUUUCCAUGUGUUUGAUGGCAAUUCCGGCCAUUAUCAUCAGCCAUCCUCCCCUUGGCAGCCUCCUGUGCUCUCAAGAUGCAUUCAAGUUUCUAGAGCCAUAGAGUGAAAAGUAUUCUGACAAGUCAAUGCACAAAAGUUCUAUAUGCAAUCGCAGGAAAACACUUUUGGCCUUUGUUGCUAAAACAUGUUUAAUUCACACAAACUUACUCAAAGUUUCAGUAUUGAUUAUUUUAAAUGCAAGAACAUGUUAAUUUGCUUUCAUGAGUUUAUUCUCUCACUGCCCUAAGUUUAAGA
Molecule: messenger RNA, 4062 nt
Organism: Oncorhynchus tshawytscha (Chinook salmon)
Lineage: Eukaryota; Metazoa; Chordata; Actinopteri; Salmoniformes; Salmonidae
Exons: 6
Coding region: 109-1533 (474 amino acids)
Source: RefSeq, a predicted model, not a curated record